CCAGUGCCGCAGGACCGACCAUGGCUGGCCAGGGCGACUGCUGCGUCAAAGUGGCCGUCAGGAUCAGGCCCCAGCUGUCAAAGGAGAAGAUUGAAGGCUGUCAUAUCUGCACCUCCGUCACCCCUGGGGAGCCCCAGGUCCUGCUGGGGAAGGACAAGGCCUUCACCUAUGACUUUGUCUUUGACCUGGACACCUGGCAGGAACAGAUCUAUUCGACCUGCGUGAGCAAGCUCAUCGAAGGCUGCUUCGAGGGCUAUAAUGCCACAGUGCUGGCCUACGGACAGACAGGGGCUGGGAAGACGUACACCAUGGGCACCGGAUUCGACACGGUGACGUCGGAAGAGGAGCAGGGCAUCAUCCCAAGGGCCAUCGCACACCUCUUCAGGGGCAUCGACCAACGCAAGCGGCAGGCACAGGAGCAGGGCGUGACUGGGCCUGAGUUCAAAGUCAGCGCCCAAUUCCUGGAGCUCUACAAUGAAGAGAUCCUUGACCUGUUCGACAGCACCCGUGACCCUGAUGCCCGCCACCGCAGGUCCAACAUCAAGAUCCACGAGGAUGCCAACGGUGGUAUCUAUACCACAGGCGUCACUUCCCGCCUCAUCAGUUCCCAGGAGGAGCUGAUCCAGUGUCUGAAGCAGGGUGCCCUGUCACGAACCACAGCCAGCACCCAGAUGAACGUUCAGAGCUCCCGAUCCCACGCCAUCUUCACCAUCCACCUGUGCCAGAUGCGAGUGUGUGCCCAGCCUGACCUGGUGAACGAGACUGUGACGGGGUUUCCUGACGGAGCAGCCCCCACGGGCACCGAGUAUGAGACUCUCACUGCUAAAUUUCACUUUGUGGACUUGGCCGGCUCCGAGCGGCUGAAGCGGACAGGGGCCACCGGUGAACGGGCCAAGGAGGGCAUCUCCAUCAACUGUGGUCUGCUGGCCUUAGGCAAUGUGAUCAGCGCCUUGGGGGACCAGAGCAAGAAGGUCGUGCACGUGCCCUACAGGGACUCCAAGCUCACUCGGCUGCUCCAGGACUCUCUGGGAGGCAACAGCCAGACCAUCAUGAUCGCCUGUGUGAGCCCCUCGGAUCGGGACUUCAUGGAGACGCUUAACACUCUCAAGUAUGCCAAUCGGGCUCGCAACAUCAAAAACAAGGUGGUGGUGAACCAGGACAAGACCAGCCAGCAGAUCAGUGCGCUGCGAGCUGAGAUUGCGCGCCUGCAGAUGGAGCUGAUGGAGUACAAAGCGGGCAAGCGGGUAAUCGGGGAGGACGGCGCAGAGGGCUACAGCGACCUGUUCCGGGAGAAUGCCAUGCUACAGAAGGAGAACGGGACUCUGCGGCUUCGCGUGAAGGCCAUGCAGGAGGCCAUCGACGCUAUCAACAACCGAGUCACGCAACUCAUGAGCCAGGAGGCCAACCUGCUUCUGGCCAAGGCUGGUGAUGGCAACGAGGCCAUUGGUGCUCUCAUCCAGAGCUACAUCCGGGAGAUUGAGGAGCUUCGAACGAAGCUGCUGGAGAGUGAGGCCAUGAACGAAUCCCUCCGCCGGAGCCUGUCACGGGCUUCCGCUCGCAAUCCCUACUCCCUGGGAGCAUCUCCGGCAGGCCCAGCGUUUGUGGGCAGCCCGGCCAGCUCCAUGGAGGAUGCUUCUGAAGUGAUCCGAAGGGCCAAGCAAGAUGUGGAGCGGCUGAGAAAGAAAGAGGUUAGGCAGCGGAGGAAGAGCCCGGAGAAAGAGGCCUUCAAAAAGAGAGCAAAACUCCAUCAGGAAAACAGUGAAGAGACAGACGAGAACGAGGCUGAGGAGGAGGAGGAGGAACGAGACGAGGGUGGCUGUGAGGAGGAGGACGAAGACUCGGGCAGCGAAGAGAGCCUGGUAGACUCAGACUCGGACCCUGAAGAAAAGGAAGUCAACUUCCAGGCAGACCUGGCAGACCUGACGUGCGAGAUUGAGAUCAAGCAGAAGUUGAUUGACGAGCUGGAGAACAGCCAGCGGCGGCUGCAGACGCUCAAGCACCAGUACGAGGAGAAGCUGAUCCUACUGCAGAACAAGAUCCGAGACACACAGCUGGAGCGCGACCGCGUGCUGCAAAACCUCAGCACCAUGGAAUGCUACACGGAAGAGAAGGCCAACAAGAUUAAGGCGGACUACGAGAAGAGGCUGCGGGAGAUGAACCGGGACCUUCAGAAGCUCCAGGCCGCCCAAAAGGAGCAUGCCAGGCUGCUCAAGAACCAGUCACGCUACGAAAGAGAGCUGAAGAAGCUACAAGCCGAGGUAGCUGAGAUGAAGAAGGCCAAGGUGGCCCUCAUGAAGCAAAUGCGUGAGGAGCAGCAGCGGCGACGAUUGGUAGAGACCAAGAGGAACCGGGAGAUUGCCCAGCUCAAGAAAGAACACCGGAGGCAGGAGUUUCAGAUACGGGCCCUGGAAUCUCAGAAACGGCAGCAGGAAAUAGUUCUGAGGAGGAAAGCCCAGGAGGUUUCUGCACUGAGGCGCUUGGCAAAGCCCAUGUCUGAGCGGGUGGCUGGGCGUGUGGUGUCGAAGCCCCCCAGUUUGGAUUCUGGGGCUGAGGUGUCUGCCAGCACAACCUCGUCUGAGGCCGAAUCAGGAGCUCGCUCUGUCUCCACCAUAGUGCGUCAGUGGAACAGAAAGAUUAACCACUUCCUGGGGGACCACCCCUCGCCCACCGUCAACGGCACCCGCCCGGCCAGGAAAAAGUUCCAGAAGAAGGGGGCCAGCCAAAGCUUCAGUAAGGCUGCCAGACUCAAAUGGCAGUCCUUGGAACGGAGGAUCAUCGACAUUGUCAUGCAGAGGAUGACCAUUGUCAACCUGGAGGCUGACAUGGAGCGGCUCAUAAAGAAAAGGGAGGAGCUAUUCCUCCUACAGGAGGCCCUGCGGAGGAAGCGUGAGCGGCUGCAGGCUGAGAGCCCCGAGGAAGAGAAAGGGCUACAGGAGCUGGCUGAGGAGAUCGAAGUGUUGGCAGCCAAUAUCGACUACAUCAACGACAGCAUUACCGACUGCCAGGCCACCAUCGUGCAGCUGGAGGAAACCAAGGAGGAGCUGGACUCAACAGAUACCUCGGUGGUCAUUAGCUCCUGCUCUCUAGCCGAAGCCCGCCUACUGCUAGACAACUUCCUCAAGGCCUCCAUCGACAAGGGACUGCAGGUAGCACAGAAGGAAGCCCAGAUCCGGCUGCUGGAAGGACGGCUAAGACAGACAGACAUGACGGGCUCUUCCCAGAACCACCUGCUCCUAGACGCUUUGCGUGAGAAGGCGGAGGCGUACCCUGAGCUGCAGGCCCUCAUCUACAAUGUGCAGCAGGAGAAUGGCUACGCGAGCACAGACGAGGAGGUCUCAGAGUUCUCUGAGGGAAGCUUUUCCCAGUCAUUCACCAUGAAAGGCUCCACCAGCCACGACGACUUCAAGUUCAAGGGUGAGCCUAAGCUGUCUGCCCAAAUGAAGGCUGUGUCUGCAGAAUGCCUGGGACCCCCUUUGGACAGCUCCACCAAGAACAUUACCAAGUCCCUGGCCUCCCUCGUUGAGAUCAAAGAGAAUGGAGUGGGCUUCUCUAUCCGGGACCCCUAUUACAGGGACAAGGUCUCACGCACGGUCAGCCUGCCCACCCGGGGCAGCACUUUCCCUCGACAGUCUCGAGGUGGUACGGACACCUCCCCUCUGACCCGGAGAAAGUCUUAUGACCGGGGACAGCCCAUCAGAUCCACAGACAUGGGAUUCACACCGCCAUCAUCACCGCCUACCCGGCCCCGCAAUGACCGCAACGUCUUCUCUCGGCUCACCAGCAAUCAGAGCCAGGGGUCAGCACUGGACAAGUCUGAUGACAGCGACUCCUCUUUGUCGGAGGUCCUGAGGGGCAUCAUCACCCCCAUUGGCGGAGCAAAGGGAGCAAGGACGGCCCCGUUGCAGUGUGUCUCCAUGGCCGAGGGCCACACCAAGCCCAUCCUCUGCCUCGAUGCCACCGAUGAGUUGCUUUUCACCGGGUCCAAAGACCGUAGCUGCAAGAUGUGGAACCUGGUAACAGGACAGGAGAUCGCGGCUCUCAAGGGCCACCCCAACAACGUGGUUUCUAUCAAAUACUGCAGCCAGUCUGGGCUGGUGUUCUCUGUGUCCAGCUCCUACGUCAAAGUGUGGGACAUCCGAGACUCGGCCAAGUGCGUUCGGACCCUCACAUCCUCGGGCCAGGUGAUCUCAGGAGAUGCUUGCAUAACCACAUCUACCCGCGCCAUCACCAGUGCCCAGGGAGAGCAUCAGAUCAACCAGAUGGCCCUCAGCCCCUCAGGCACCAUGCUGUAUGUUGCCUCUGGCAAUGCCGUCCGCAUCUGGGAGCUUAACAGGUUCCAGCCCAUCGGCAAGCUGACAGGCCACACCGGCCCAGUGAUGUGCCUGACGGUCGCCCAGACUUCAAGCCAGCGUGACCUCGUAGUGACCGGCUCCAAGGACCACUAUGUGAAGAUGUUCCAGCUGGGCGACUGUGUGAUGGGCACCAUUGGCCCCACCCACAACUUUGAGCCCCCUCACUAUGAUGGCAUCGAAUGCCUGGCGAUCCAAGGAGACACACUGUUCAGUGGUUCCAGGGACAAUGGCAUCAAGAAGUGGGACCUGCGACAGCUGGAGCUCAUUCAGCAAAUCCCCAAUGCUCACAAGGACUGGGUGUGCGCCCUGGCCUUUGUCCCCGGCCGGCCCAUGCUGCUAAGCGCCUGCCGGGCAGGCUUCAUCAAGGUCUGGAAUGUGGACAACUUCACACCCAUUGGUGAGAUCAAGGGCCACGACAGCCCCAUCAAUGCGGUCUGCACCAACAGCAAAUAUGUCUUCACGGCGUCCAGUGACCUGACUGUGAAGCUCUGGAACAUACGGCGGCUACCAGCAGCCCACCCUUGAAGUUAGGGCCGAGGGUGGCCAGACCCUCCGAUGACGCACGGCCUGCACAGCGUGCAAGGGAAGCUGUGGCCUGACCUGACCAGACCAGCCAGGUGCACUGAGGACGCAGGGUGCUGCCCUUUCUCUUGCUCGGCUUCCUUUCUCGGUCCCCUCUGCCCCUCCCCUGCCUCCUGAGAAAGGAGAGGCCGGGGAGGGAGGACACUGUGAAGCCAAGGGCACGACCCCCCCCACACACACACCCCAGCUCCUCGCCCUCCCCACAGCUGGCCACACUGUCUCCUGCUGAGCCAGGUCUGCCCUUCCUCUGGGCUCUCAGCCCAGGGCGGCACUGUGAGCGAGAAGCAUCCCUAACCCUUCCCCUUCCCCUAUCCUCGGGGAGGCAGCCCGGUCCCCACCGUCUAUCCUCGGGGAGGCAGCCCGGUCCCCACCGUCUAUCCUCGGGGGAGGCAGCCCGGUCCCCACCGUCUAUCCUCGGGGGAGGCAGCCCGGUCCCCACCGUCUAUCCUCGGGGAGGCAGCCCGGUCCCCACCGUCUAUCCUCGGGGAAGCAGCCCGGUCCCCACCGUCCCCAUCAUCUAUCCUCGGAUGAGUUAGCCCCGCCCCUACCGUCUAUCCUCGGAUGAGUUAGCCCCGCCCCUACCGUCUAUCCUCGGAUGAGUUAGCCCCGCCCCUACCGUCUAUCCUCGGAUGAGCUGGCCCCGCCCCCACCGUCUAGCCUCCGGAUGAGCUGGCCCCGCCCCCACGGUCCAUCCUCCCGUGAGCUAGCCUCUUCCGUGUCUCCUAGCCCCACCCUCUGGAGCCACCGCGCCUGCCUCUGAGCCCACCAAGGUAGUUCUCAGGUAACCAUGGAAACCAGACGUAAGCCGCCGAGUCCUGCAGCUGACCCAAUCUAUGGUCGCCAACGCCCAACCCCAGUGGGGCGCAGUCAUUCCUGGGGGUCCCCUCGUGCCGAGGCCUCAGCGGAGCUCCUUUGGGGAGAAGGUCAGCAAUAUGGCAGUUAUCUAAUUUAUUGUUUUUAUUAUUUUUUUUUUAAUUAUUAUUAUGUCUUGCUGUUGCCUCCUGGAAACUGACUUGAAGUUUCUUCCCAUCUUCUCCCCUCCGCCCUUGGCGGGGGGUGGGGGUGGGGAGAUGGUCUUCUCUUUGGCGCUCCAGCCCGCUGCCCUCCACCCCACCCUCCUCCGCUUGGCGCGUGCGGAGGAGGGCAAGGCCUCUUGCAUCCCGUGCAGCCUGGCCCUCACGUCCUUCUAGUCUAGCCCAGGUCUCUAGGCCGCCUGAUGCCGCAGUGCCUUCCUCCAUCCCGAGGCCUGGCAUCAUGCUGGGCAGCCUUCUGCCCGCAGCCCGCGUGUGUGUAAUGCCUAUGGGCCCCGUGCCCACAGACCCUGAAGGUCAGAGAGUCCACCAAGACGGUCGGCCCACGACCAGGGAGCCGGUGCUCGCCCGAGCCCUGUGUGGUCCAGCGCCAUGCAGCUUGGGGGACUGUCCACUAGGGGGCGACUCGGGUAGUAAGGCCACCAACCCGACCCCCAAGCAAGGGGACAGGGAGCCAGCCGCCUCAGCCUCUUUCCCACUCCUUGUUCUAGAAACGGAUUUUUCAAGCCUUAAAAACAGCCUGGGCCAAGGGCCCUCCCUCUUAGAUUAGCACAGGGAGGCCCACACUCCUUUCUUACUUCUGCGGGGCUGUGGGCGCCGCUGCAGGGAUGAGGCGGAAUCGGUGUCUGGCGCCCCCUGUCGGAACAACUCUGAAUUGCUAGGACUCGGGCUUGAGAGGGGUCAGCUCCAUCCCUGGCUUCCCCUGCUCUUAUGCUGGUCCAUACAUUCUCUGUUUCCUGGCCACGUUCUGGGAGCCGUGGGCCCCAGCUCAUUCAGAGGACGUGGUGACGUGUGGACUUUGGACAGUUAGCAUAGUGCAUCUGCACUCGACCCUCCCCUCUGUGGCCAGGUACAUUGGUGCCUGUCCGUGUGCGUGUGGCCCUAGGAUGCCAGGGUCCAUGCUGAGGACAGAUGCUCUCUGGGCCAUCCCAGAGCUGCGUCCGAGGCUGAAACUUAUCGUGGCCUCUGCUGGACAUGGUGUCAAGUCCGGGUAUGUGGAUGCUCAGGACGAUGCCGAUGCGCCUGGAACGCGGGCCAGCCGGAACAUAGUCUGCCUGCAGUGACCAGAGAUCCUCCUGCGUCCGCGCACUCCGCGCAUCCUGGGAGUGCCGAGAAACUGCCUUGGCGCUCAGAAGUGAUCGCGUCUUCUCCUUUACCCCUCACUCCCCGAAUGGAAAGCCUGAACCUCACAUCCUGUAAGAAAACCAUCUGCAUGACUGUUUACAAACUACAGAAACACAUGAGACUUAUCCUGACCCCAUGGGCCGCACUGCCCAGCCUGGGGUGCCCUACUGUAUAAGCUGCAAGGCCCGUUCUUGUACAAAGUGUGGUCUUACAGCCCCGCGAGAGGUGCUCACCGUCAUUGCCCCUUCUGCCGUCUCUGAUGGGCCACUACCUCAUGGCGGGGCUGCUAUGCUGUCCCAGCGAGUGUCAUUGACUAAACUUGAAAUACUUCAGAGCUCUGAGCGCAUCGUCCCCAGAGCCAUUCUGAGCUGUAUUCUGGGAAUGUUGGAGUCCCCUGCCCACUCUUUCAGGACUGUCCAAGGCACAUAGUCGGAGCAGGCCUCUAGCUCUACCCAUUGCACAAGAGUCCUACUUGUCGGAAGCACAAGCUGGCUGUGAUUUGAGCACAAUAGCAGGCCUCUGGGUAGACAGUAUGGUCAAACUUGGGCCCAGGAGACUUUUCCCAGGUACGUACGCUCAUUCUUAAGUUAGACUAGGGACGCCCCGAUUCACCCAUUUUCUUCUGGGACUUGUGGUAUUCUUGUGCCCAGGCCACUUCUGUAUGCUGUGGGGCCUUCCCUAGACCCCCAUACCCCAGGCCUUUAAAAGCCCGCCUAUAGCUGUACCCACCAUCCUGAGCCUGAAGAGCCUGGACGAAGGCUCCCGUCUCCUGAGCCUUCUCCACAUCCAUGCUCCCGAAGCUGGUUGGCUUCCAUGUGGGUAGAACUUGCCUACUGCCCCCACUCUUAGCCCUUCCCUGCACAAUCCUGGGCCAGGACCCAUCCCAGUAUUAACCAGUCCAGUGUUUGCUCUUGUUGGAGAGACUUGACUCUACAGCGGCCAGAUCCUGGAAGGCUGUGCCUGUAGCAGCCCUUAGAGACCGCCAAGGACGGGGAGAAGGCAAAGAUCGAGGGGCUGACCCUGCCCAGCCCUGAUGUGGUCAGAGUACCACCACCAGCCACUUGGAAAGAGACCGCUUCCGCUACGCAUCUGGAAGUAGCCGCCCACCUUUGCCCCAGCUGCAGGCUUGGAACUGUCUGAGGCUGCGUGGCUUGGGCCAAGGGCAGUUUAAAGCACAAAACCAUUCUUCUCCUGCUGUGGGGCUGUGGCGGUGGCAGGGACAGCACAGGCAGGAGGCUGUCAGGGUUUCAUCCUCUGCCCCACCCUAUCCCCAUUCCUGGAGCCCUCCCCUGGAGUCUGCACCGGGUACAGCCACACGCCCUUGGCUGAGCCUGGUUUGUUUGUGUGGGCAAGGCCUGCCCUGCAGGAGCAGCGAAUUCCUUCCCACCCUGUGACCCAAACCUUGGCAUCUGGCCCUUUGUUCUUUCCAACAAGAAACUGCUUCCUUUGCUUAAAACAGUGGCUGAUGGCCCCACUGAGCCCAGCUGUCCCCACCUGACUUCCCGGCCAUUUCUGUUCUGUAAGAACAGAACCCACAGGGAGAGCUCGGGUUCUUUGACAUCGUUGGUCUCUUUCCUGUGCCCACCCCUCUUCAUCUCCCGCACCUAGAUGGCCCUUGCUCCCCCCUGUCCACCUGCAACUGUGUGCUGAAAGUCAUAAAAGACCACUGAUGUCUUCCCGCCCCACCCCGCCGCCAGCUCUUACAACCAUUGCCCCUGCCCAGGCUUCAGGGUCUCCUGGCUCAUGCGCUCUCCUGAGACAUGGUAGCACAAGGUGUGUAUAUGUUUUGUACCUCUGCUGAUGACUGUACAUAGUGUAUGAAAGUUAUUUAAGCCUCAUGCUGUACAUUUCUGUUAUGGAAUUGGAUGUGUGUGCUCUGAGGAUUUGUCAUAAAUAAAACCCGAAUGGCCCUUGUC
Messenger RNA from Phodopus roborovskii (desert hamster), 9006 nucleotides. RefSeq names its product kinesin family member 21B (gene Kif21b). The transcript is spliced from 35 exons. The coding region runs from base 21 to 4877 and encodes 1618 amino acids. The record is from RefSeq and is a predicted model, not a curated record. Gene Ontology annotation, molecular function: ATP binding; microtubule binding; microtubule motor activity. Lineage: Eukaryota; Metazoa; Chordata; Mammalia; Rodentia; Cricetidae. Gene Ontology annotation, biological process: mitotic spindle organization; microtubule-based movement.